AUGGCCAGCACAAGUAACGACUCGUCCUCGCAAGGACUUGAUAUCAAGAAGAUCGCCGUGAUCGGCAGCGGCAGCAUGGGUGGUGGUAUGGCCCUUCUGUUCGCUGAGAAAGGCUGUCAUGUCUCACUCGAAGACCCUUCGGAGGAGGCCAUGGAUGGCAUCAUCAAACAAGCCAAAGAGGAAGGCUUCGGAGAUCGUAUCAGCAAACACAGCGACUACAAGUCACUGUGCGACUCUCUGGACUCGCCCAAGGUCUUUGUCUUCAGUUUGCCGCAUGGCAGUGUGGGAGAUGGCGUUCUUGGUGGCCUCAUGCCUUACCUUGAGAAGGGAGACAUCAUCAUUGAUUGUGGUAACGAGCACUGGAAAAACACGGAGAGAAGACAGGGCAAGUGUGUUGUCAGAGGUAUCAGGUACAUCGGCUGUGGUGUCUCUGGAGGCUAUCAAGCUGCACGUCGUGGCCCCUCAAUGUGCCCCGGAGCCGAUGAUGAGUCUCUCGACCUAGUGCUUCCCUUCCUGCGCAAGGUCGCAGCAAAGGAUCCCAAGGGAAGACCAUGUGUCGGAAAAGCCGGUACAGGAGGUGCUGGUCACUAUGUGAAGAUGAUCCACAACGGCAUCGAGCACGGCAUGAUGAGCGCUAUUUCGGAAGCAUGGGGCAUCAUGAGAACUGGCCUUGGUAUGUCGGAAGAUGAGAUUGGCGAUGUCUUCGAAAAGUGGAACAACGAAGGAGAAUUGCAAGGUACUUUCCUGGUGAAAAUUGGUGCCGAUAUCUGCCGUACCAAGGACCCUAAGAAUGGCGAACGUGUCCUGGAGACCGUGGAAGACAAGGUUGUGCAGGACGUUACUGGAGAGGAGGGUACUGGUAUCUGGUCCAACGAAGAGGCUGUUGGGGAGCACAUUCCUGCACCAACGCUGAGCUCAGCUCACUUCUUCCGUUUGGCUUCAGCUGACCGUGCCCAGCGUGAUCGCGCCCAGAAGACAUUCGGAGGAGAUUUCCCAGCACAGAAACUGGAUGUCAAGGACAAAGCCGAAUUCCUGGAAGACUUGCGCAGAGCCACAUACACAGCAUGCCUGGCAGCCUACGUGCAAGGCAUCAAUGUCAUCGACCACAAGAACAAGGAGGUCCAUUGGAACAUCAAUUUCUCAGAAGUUCUCCAGAUCUGGCGUGCUGGCUGCAUCAUCCAAGCCGACUACAUUGCUUCUCUGCUCGAGCCCAUCUUUGCUGAGUUCCGCGACAAGGACACCAUGAACUUGUUGUUCGAGAAGACCAUCGCCAACGAUCUCAAGAAGGGUCAACCGGCACUCAAGCGUGUUGUGCUCCAGGCAGUGUCUGGCGAUCAUGUGGUCCCUGCCAUCUCAUCCUCGCUUGACUACAUCAAGUACCAGACGGGCUUGGAGCUUCCAACACAAUUUUAUGAAGCUGAGCUUGAUUACUUCGGCAAGCACAUGUACGACAAGAAGGGUGAGGACCCCAAGGGUGCUCCCACCACUGGCAAGUACCACUUCGAAUGGAAGAGAGCUUAA
This is a messenger RNA of Aureobasidium melanogenum CBS 110374, 1521 nucleotides long. RefSeq names its product 6PGD-domain-containing protein. Gene Ontology annotation, biological process: pentose-phosphate shunt; pentose-phosphate shunt, oxidative branch. NCBI's taxonomy places the organism in Eukaryota, Fungi, Ascomycota, Dothideomycetes, Dothideales, Saccotheciaceae. The record is from RefSeq and is a predicted model, not a curated record. Bases 1 to 1521 code for a protein of 506 amino acids. The transcript is spliced from 4 exons. Gene Ontology annotation, cellular component: cytosol. Gene Ontology annotation, molecular function: NADP binding; phosphogluconate dehydrogenase (decarboxylating) activity.